GACAUAGCCAUAAUCAACAGGACAAGAGUUCGCCAUACAUCAUGCUGUUCGAAAUCGAUGGGCUGCCAGUCUACUUCCCGUAUGACAGGAUUUAUCCAGAGCAAUAUGCCUACAUGUGCUCUCUCAAACAGACCCUCGAUGCUCAGGGUCAUGGAGUGUUGGAGAUGCCCUCAGGAACAGGAAAGACGGUAUCACUCCUGUCCCUAAUCGUUUCAUAUCAACAGUUUUACCCAGAAAAACGCAAGUUAAUCUACUGCUCGCGUACAGUACCCGAGAUCGAGAAGGCCCUGGCCGAGUUGAAGCGAUUGAUCGAAUAUAGAAAGAGUUGCGGAUUAAAUGAGACAAUUCUGGGAUUGGGACUGACGAGUCGUCGAAAUCUGUGUCUUCACCCCUCGGUCAGCAAAGAGAAGAAGGGCAAGGUUGUAGAUGCCCGUUGCCGCAAUUUGACAGCACCGUGGGUGCGAGAGGCAGCACAAGCAGGACAGGAUGUCGAGACGUGCUCGUUUUAUGAGACUCUGGAGAAUGCUGAUCUUCGGGAGGAAGUUGCGGACGCCAUCUACACUUUAGACGACAUCAAGGAGAUGGGAAAAUCCAAGGGCAUAUGUCCAUAUUACAUGGCGCGGCGCAUGCUAGCGUAUUCGAACGUUAUCAUCUAUUCAUACCACUACAUGUUGGACCCCAAGAUUGCGGAUUUGAUAUCAAAAGAGCUGUCAAAAGAUUCGAUUGUUGUAUUCGACGAGGCGCAUAAUAUCGAUAACGUCUGCAUCGAAUCAUUGAGUCUGGAUGUCAUGCGACCGACGCUGGAAGCAAGCUCAAAGAGCAUCACACAGCUGUCAGAGAAAAUCGAGCAGAUGAAGCAGCAAGGGUCAGAAAAGCUGAAGAACGAGUACGAAAAGCUGGUUCAGGGUUUACAAGAUACACUGCAGGCACGGGAUGAUGGCUUGGUCAUGGCCAACCCAGCACUACCAGACGAUCUAUUACAUGAGGCGGUCCCAGGAAACAUUCGAAAGGCGGAGCACUUCGUUGCAUUCUUAAAGCGCUUUAACGAGUACCUGAAGACACGAUUACGGGUUCUUAAUGUUACUGCAGAAACGCCGUCUUCGUUCCUACGACAUUUGAAGGAGAUUACUUAUAUUGACAAGAAGCCGCUCCAAUUUUGCGCAGAACGGCUAUCGAUUUUGAUCCGCACAUUGGAACUGAAUAACGUGGAUGAGCUGCAAUCGUUACAGAAGGUCGCUGCACUAGCAACAUUGGUAGCAACGUACGACAAAGGCUUCAUGUUGGUUUUGGAGCCAUACGAGACCGAGAAUGCGACGGUACCCAAUCCUAUCCUGCGGUUCGCCUGCCUCGACGCCUCAAUCGCUAUCCGACCUAUAUUCGAGCGAUUCUCGUCUGUGAUCAUCACCUCAGGAACGCUUUCGCCUCUGGACAUGUAUCCCAAGAUUUUAGACUUUAAGGCGACUGUCUUGGAGAGUUAUCCGAUGACCUUGACACGGAACUGUUUUUUGCCGAUGGUCAUCACACGUGGAUCAGACCAGGUUGCUAUCUCGUCCAAGUUUGAGGUCCGGAAUGACCCAGCGGUGGUGCGAAACUUUGGCAACAUCUUGAUUGAGUUUGGCAAGAUUGUUCCGGAUGGCAUUGUGGCCUUCUUCCCAAGUUAUCUCUACAUGGAGAGCAUCAUCGCUAUGUGGCAUGAAAUGGGCAUUUUAACGGAGGCAUGGAAAACAAAGCUGAUCUUUGUUGAGACGCCUGAUGCAGCAGAGACAUCGAUUGCUCUAGACAAUUACCGUCGUGCGUGUGAGAAUGGUCGCGGGGCCAUCCUACUUGCCGUCGCUCGUGGAAAGGUGUCGGAGGGAAUCGAUUUUGAUCAUCACUAUGGACGUGCUGUGGUGAUGUUUGGUAUUCCAUACCAGUAUACUGAAUCGAGGAUCCUGAAAGCACGCUUGGAGUUUUUGAGAGAUGAGCAUCGAGUACGCGAGAACGAUUUUUUGACGUUCGAUGCACUGCGCCAUGCUGCUCAGUGCCUCGGACGAGUUCUGCGAGGAAAGACGGAUUAUGGGCUGAUGGUGUUUGCAGAUCGGCGGUAUGCACGGCAGGAUAAGAGGUCGAAGUUACCGAAGUGGAUCAACCAAUACAUCACGGACACGAGUGUGAACCUAUCGACGGAUAUGGGAAUUGCGAUUGCGAAGAAGUUCCUGAGAUCGAUGGCACAGCCACUGGAGACACAGGCACAGCUGGGGGUCAGUCUGUGGACAUUGGAGGAUGUGCUUACGCGACAGAGGGCACAGAAGGAGAAGCAGGAGAGGGCUGCACAGCAGGGCGGAAUGCAUCAGCAGCAUUACCAGCAGUACGGAGCAGCAGAGGCACAUCUACUGCAUGAACGGACGACUGGAGCAGCGUACAUGGAUGUUAGUUAAAGCAAAGUCGGCUGAUCCCAGGAGCCAGGAACUAGGGACCAGGGUCAGGGCCUUAUCGCGGACACUGCGCCUGGUAUCCCUUCGUCUGGUAUUCCGAAUUUUACAUGUAUUUCGUGCGUAACUUUUCCCUAUAAUAUUGUAUUUAAAAAGUUUUUUUUUAUGCUGCCGCUUCCCAUGCCCUUGGUGCAAAUUGAAGGGUAGUUUGUGCCUUGAUUCAUGCCUUUACAUUCCAGAUCCGUAAUACUUCAAAGUGAGUAUUGGCAAGCAAAGUCGCCCUCCCUAAAAUGAUAUUCCGCUCCAAAUCAAUGUAACAAAGUUUUCUGACAGACAAAGGGAUAAGCUCCGCAAUAAAACUGUAAAAUAAGAUUUCGAUCCAAUCAGUCUAAACAAGUUUGUUCUGAAGAAAAUGACCCUGUUUCCUCUUUUCGCU
Molecule: messenger RNA, 2847 nt
Organism: Gamsiella multidivaricata
Lineage: Eukaryota; Fungi; Mortierellomycota; Mortierellomycetes; Mortierellales; Mortierellaceae
Exons: 7
Coding region: 42-2417 (791 amino acids)
Biological process (GO): transcription by RNA polymerase II; nucleotide-excision repair; positive regulation of mitotic recombination
Cellular component (GO): nucleus
Molecular function (GO): damaged DNA binding; hydrolase activity, acting on acid anhydrides, in phosphorus-containing anhydrides; DNA helicase activity
Source: RefSeq, a predicted model, not a curated record